GUCAGCAGGAAAGUUUGCCAGCUUCUUUGUGGUUGGAACUUGGAAUCAUUGCAAAGCUGACGAAUUGUUUAUAGUUUCGCAGCAAAAGCAAACUUUUUCUCAUCUUCUUCACUACCAAUUCUGCUUCCGAUUUUGGGUAUACUCCAGAGAACGACAGUGAUGCUGCAGUGCAUAUUUCUCCUCUCAGAUGCCGGAGAGGUAGUACUAGAGAAACAGCUUUCGGGGCACUGCGUCGAUCGCUCCAUAUGUGCCUGGUUCUGGGAACAAGCCGUUUCAUUUGGCGACUCCUUCAAGCAACAACCAGUGAUCACCUCUCAUUCGCAUUACAUUUUCCAAGUUUUUCGCGAUGGAAUCACUUUUUUGGGGUGCACGCAAAUUGAAAUGCCACCCUUGAUGGCCAUUGAGUUUUAGUUCCUUUGUAGGGCCGCUGAUGUUCUCAAUGAUUAUUUUGGGGCCUUAAACGAAGACAUAAUUAAAGACAACUUUGUCAUUGUGUACGAGGUACUUGUCUUGAGUACUAAUGUCUACUGACAACUUUAUCAACUGGUCUCUGUUGAUUAGAUGCAAACUGACC
Molecule: messenger RNA, 574 nt
Organism: Vigna umbellata (rice bean)
Lineage: Eukaryota; Viridiplantae; Streptophyta; Magnoliopsida; Fabales; Fabaceae
Source: RefSeq, a predicted model, not a curated record